UCUUCAAUGGGAAGUUUUUCUUAAACUAGUAUUAUGUAGAAUUAAUCACUAAUAGAAAAUUUCUCCUGAAAUUAAUUUUUACAUUAAACAUUAGCUAGAAUUAAGAAUUUUGAAAUUUUAAAUUUGAGUUUAUCAUAAAAUAUAUAUAUCUUGUAUACAGAAAAAUGAUUAUAUAAAAUUGGGAUACCAUGUUAUUUCUAUUUUUUCCAAUAAUUUAUUACUAAUUCAAUAUUUUUAUUCUAAAUUUCAGCACAUCAUGUUGGAUUUUUUUCAAGAUGAAAAUGUUGAAAUUUAAUAUCAAAAUACUGAAAUGACAUUCAAUUAUUAAUAAUGAAUAUAAAUGACAUAAUGUUUUUCUGUUUAUGGUUUAGUAAAAUUUUAUAUGGUGGUAACUUAAACAAAAAGAAUCUUUUGUUUUGAUUUUAAAAAAAAAGCAACUCCCAUUUGAGUCUUGAUUAUAAAUUAUUAUUGUAAAUUAUUCUUUAAUACAUGUGUAAUUAUCAACACACAUAAUUGUUUAAUCUGUUAUGUUCUACAGCUGCAUCUAUUACACACACCCAAGUUAUCUGGUAGAUUCCUAAAGGUUACUCCUUAAAAUCCCAAUUCCAGCAGAACCCUAAUUUUCCCAAGAUUUGAUCAACUUUCUCUACCCUACAUCAACCUCUCCCGGUGCUGUCUAUGAGGUGAGACAAGUUGGAUGAUGGGAAACUUACCAGGUCAUCUGCGCACCUGCUUGCACACUGGAAAACUUGCACUUUUGGCUAUUUUAGUUUCAGGAGGAAUUGUAUUGCAAAUCCUGGCGUGUGCUCUAUACAAUAAUUGGUGGCCAAUGCUGACUGUCAUAAUGUAUGUGCUUCUUCCAAUGCCUUUGUUGUUCUUUUCGGGCUCUGAUGCUUCUUCUCUUUUAUCUGAAUCCGACAACGGUUGGGUCAAUGCAACAAAGUUCUUGACUGGAGCUUCAGCAGUUGGAAGCAUUGCUAUACCGGCUAUCCUAAAGCACGCUGGAGUUAUCGGUUGGGGCGCACUGGCAAUGGAACUUUCAUCUUAUUUUGUAUUUGUACUAGCCAUAAUGUGUUGUAUUCGAAUGAAUGAUGAUGAUGAUUACAGUUUCCUCUGAAUCAUUGAUCAAUUCAGUUCCCCACCUGCAAUCAUGUAAAGCAUUUGUCAAAGUUAAUUCAGAUGAGGCUCUUUCAUUCCUGUUUUGACGAGCUUCAUUUCCAUUGUUUUUGUAGAUGAUUGGAUCCAUGUAAUUAGUGGGAUUGUUGUGCUUGAAGUUUGAAACACUUACGUGGAGAUUGAACUUGCUUUCAAAUUGAAGCAUCAUUAGAUGGAAUGAAAGUGAUUUACUGA
Messenger RNA from Gossypium raimondii (Peruvian cotton), 1350 nucleotides. Its product is annotated as vacuolar protein sorting-associated protein 55 homolog. The record is from RefSeq and is a predicted model, not a curated record. Gene Ontology annotation, cellular component: endosome. Gene Ontology annotation, biological process: late endosome to vacuole transport via multivesicular body sorting pathway. The coding region runs from base 698 to 1117 and encodes 139 amino acids. The transcript is spliced from 5 exons. Lineage: Eukaryota; Viridiplantae; Streptophyta; Magnoliopsida; Malvales; Malvaceae.